UUAUCAGCUGUUCACAUUAUCUAAAUACAAUACAUUUACACAAUUCAGAAAUGUCGUGUGGUGUGGAUUUGAGUUUUAUUUGUUGUUGUCGUAUAAUGAACAUCUGAAAGUGAUAUUUUCAUUCUCAGACUUGAAAGAAUUAAAAUGAAUCAACAAGAUGAACAAAUAAGAAGUUCUUCCCCGAAGCUAGUCAUUGAUAAUGACGCCGGUGCUGAUGAUGCAAUGGCAAUAUUUAUGGCUCUGCUGUUUGAAAGACAUCUUAAUGGCCCAAAACUGGUGGCAUUAACAACGGGAAAUGGGAACACAAACGAGGACAAUGUCUGUAGAAAUAAUCAACGUAUUCUUAAAGUAGCUAAAAGACAAGAUGUCCCAAUUUAUAGAGGUUCUAAAGCCUCCCUCGUAACUACUCCACCAAUUACUGACUAUUUCGGAGUCGAUGGUCUGGGAGAUGUAGGUGAUAAUGACACUGAUCUUACUCCUGCACAAGGACAAAAUGCCAUCUUAGCUUUAAUCGAGUUAUCGAAGUUACAUGAAGGACAAUUAAUUGUCAUCACAAUUGGAACAUUAACUAAUGUAGCAAUGGCCAUCCAGUUGGACCCAAGCUUUAUAUCAAGAUUGCAACACUUGUAUAUUGGGGCAGGUCAUAUACAAAGUGAACAGGAAUCAGAACCGGAGUUCAAUGCUCACAUGGACGUAGAAGCCUACCAUAUAGUAGCGCAGCAUGCAACACCAGACAAAGUUACAUUUUUACCCUUUUCACAAGUCAAACAACAUUUAAAUUUUACAAGAGAAUGGAGAGAAAACGUACUCGGAAGUCUUCAGAAUGAGAUUAUAAAAAGUCUUAAUCUCUAUGAAAGGAUAUCAUUACAAAAAUCUGAGUUUUGGCAAGCAUUAGACCCUGCAGUAGUUGCAAUUGCAGCCCAGCCUCAAUUGGUUGAAGAGUAUAAAUAUGCAAAAAAUUCUAUUUCGCUAUGUGGAAACAAAAGAGGGAUAACCAGCAACGACUUUGUAAAAAAAGAAGACGCAAAUAUUAGACUGGUGUAUUCAAUUAAAACAGAAGAUUAUAAACAACUCUUGUUGGAUUUGUUUUCCAAAGAAAACAACUAAACAGAUGUCUUGAAAUAUUUGAUAUCUAUGAGAAAUAAAUGUCAUGACUACAGAGUGACCAAAGAUCAGCCGUUAGUGCUAUUGUUUGUGUGAAAUGAACAGUUUUGUAUGUUGGAAUAAAAUAAUGAAAUAAAAUUUUAUUUUAUGAAUAAAA
Danaus plexippus (monarch butterfly) is the source of this 1261-nucleotide messenger RNA. RefSeq names its product nucleoside hydrolase. Lineage: Eukaryota; Metazoa; Arthropoda; Insecta; Lepidoptera; Nymphalidae. The transcript is spliced from 8 exons. Gene Ontology annotation, molecular function: hydrolase activity, hydrolyzing N-glycosyl compounds. The coding region runs from base 145 to 1107 and encodes 320 amino acids. The record is from RefSeq and is a predicted model, not a curated record.